AUGGCACAAAACGUCUACGACACCCCGUCCUUUUUUGUCGAAUAUCAAAAGCUCGCACGCUCACAACACGGCCUUGACGGCGCCCCGGAGUGGCCGACCCUACGCAACCUAGUAGGGGAUGUUCGCGAUGCGCGAGUGUUGGACCUGGGCUGCGGCUUCGGAUGGUUCUGCCGGUGGGCAAUCAAGCACGGUUCUGCCCGGGCAGCUCAUGGCAUUGAUCUCUCGGAGAACAUGUUGGCGCGCGCUCAAGCGAUGACCCCGGAUGCGGAGUUUCCAGGGAUAAGUUACCAACGCGCAGAUCUCGAGGGGCUCCGAUUGCCGACGAGAGCGUACGAUCUCGUCUACUCUUCGCUGGUGCUCCAUUACCUUCCAACGCCGUCGCUGCGGAACCUCCUGGCAGAGGUCUUCACGUGCCUAAUCCACGGUGGACGGUUCGUGUUCUCCAUCGAACAUCCUGUCCUCACAGCUCCGGCGGACGCAUCAUGGAAGCGUGAUGAAAAUGGGACGGUGUACUGGCCACUGAAUCAGUAUUGGGACGAAGGGUUGCGAGUCACGGACUGGCUGGCUCCGGGGGUGCGAAAGUACCACCGCACGGUGGAAACGUACUUGUCGCUGCUGUUGAGCACCGGAUUCGAAUUGACCGCGUAUAAGGAGUCCUGGGACGGAUUGGACCUGAAGCCUAGAUUGGAAGACACUGGCGAGGCUCAUAGACCGUACUUCCUGUUCAUUGCAGUACGCAAGCCGCCAGCCGAAUAG
Messenger RNA from Cladophialophora immunda, 756 nucleotides. RefSeq lists its product as uncharacterized. The transcript has a single exon. Lineage: Eukaryota; Fungi; Ascomycota; Eurotiomycetes; Chaetothyriales; Herpotrichiellaceae. The record is from RefSeq and is a predicted model, not a curated record. The coding region runs from base 1 to 756 and encodes 251 amino acids.